Messenger RNA from Porites lobata, 10958 nucleotides. The record is from the annotation of a GenBank genome assembly. NCBI's taxonomy places the organism in Eukaryota, Metazoa, Cnidaria, Anthozoa, Scleractinia, Poritidae.
AAGAGGUAAUGGUGGGGAAGGAAGGCUUUCAAUGCGUGAGUGCAGGCUUGAGUGCGUGACGAUGUUAUCUCCCGUGACAUAACGUGACGGCGACACGUAUAUAUGCGCAGAUGGGUAGUCAAAUUAUCAUACACCGCGCAUCAGGAAAAGUGCAAGAUGGCCGACAGUGAGACCAAAUAUAUUGAGAAUUUGAUCUUGGAAUUAAACUCCGAAUUUGACUCAAAAACUAAAAAAGCCUUGAUAGCGUUAACAAAACUGACCAAAAAUAAAGAAAAUGUUCGUUUGUUUUGCUUGAAAGGAGGCUUAAAGCGGCUUUUAGCUCUUAUUCAGCGACCCAACACCACCGUUGUUGACAUGGCGCUCAGUACACUUGCAAACUGUGUUCUGGAUGAACAGUGUAGAAAGGAGGUUAGUGUUUGUUAAAAUAACGUGAAAAUCUAUGCUUAGUUUUAAUGUAACUACUUUUCAUUCCUUUUUUUGUAGGCAAGAAGAUUGGACGGCAUCGCUACACUUGGUGAGUGAUUUAAUAAAAUAUUCAUGAAUAAUUAAGCUUAAUUACUUAAUAUGAUCCUUUGUUUAUGUCGUUUAUAGGGACCCUAAACGGAAAAUGACUUCGCAAAUAAAACAGUUAGAGCGCUUUCAUUUUCCAGCAGUAUUAUGAUUACAGAUAAUAAUUAUUUGAUUGGAAAAAAAAACCCUGCUGUGAGAUCACCGGCCUUAGCAUACGAUACUUUAGCCAGGGCUAAAAGCGAAGCUCCCAUUAAUAAAUCUAUAAUUUAAAUCAAACAAUAAACUUGUGAUCCACAAUUCAGUUAAGUUAAGGGCACAUUCAUGUGACUUUUGAGGGAAAGGCUAAGUUAUUUCUUACAUCGAGUUGAUAGCCUUAUAUCCUGGCAUAGUAAAUCGAACGUUCGAAAAUCGAACUCAAUCGAACUCAAUCAAACUCAAUCCGUGGAUUGAGUUCGAUUGAGUUCGGCAAUCGAACGAAAUCGAACACCACACUUUCAGUGAGUUCGAUUUCCGAACAAAUCGAAUUCAAUCGAACAAAUCGAACUCAAUCGAACUCAAUCCGUCUGAUUGUGUUCGAUUGAGUUCGGUUUCCGAACUCAAUCGAACACAAUUAAAUGGAUUUCGUUCGAUUGGCUCUGGUAAACCUAUACAAAGCAAGCCCAAAGCAAGCCCGUUACCAUUUAUUCAAUAACAAAUCCCAUUUAUAAACUGUCCACAGCAGUUAAGUCGUCGGUCGUUUGCAAUUCGGAAGGCACGGCCUUUCUUGCCUAUUUUCUUUAAAACCCUGAAAACUUCGCCAUCCUUGACGUCAAAGCGGCAUUCCUGGUAGCCUUUGACUAUACAUUUGAAGCUUACGAUCCACAACGCAUCUGAAGCCAUUUCUGCGGAAUUUCUUCGUUUACGAAAAACACGUGCGCUACACUCAGGGCUGAAGUAACUCGAGCUUCUAAGAUCUGGUAAUGGAUUUUCAACGUCUGUUUUACAUAAAUCACGAGUUCGAAAAUCGAACGUUCGAUUGGGUUCGAUUGAUUUUUUUUCUUUUCGGUGAGUUCGAUUUCGUUCGAUUGCCGAACUCAAUCGAACUCAAUCCACCGAUUGAGUUCAAUUGAGUUCGAUUGAGUUCGAUUGAAAUUUAGUUCGAUUGGGUUCGAUUUACUAUGCCGGGUGAUAUGUACACCCAAAAAAUAGCAAACAUCUUCAAUCACACUCAAGAGCCAUAAUGGCUCUUGAUCACAGUAGAUUAGGCCUCGUAAACAAAUUCUUGCAAAACAAAUCAGGCCGAAUUUUUUUGCGUUUGAUAGGUUUACUUUACAAAUUCUUGCCAACAAAUCUGGGGGUGUGUAAACCAACCUUUUAUACUCUUUAUACAUCACAUCUGAGGUGAAACAAUACUAUUUAUCAUACAGGCCUUGGACAGAAUGCGGCAUUUCACAAUUUUUCAAGACAAAUUGCACUUAGUCAAUAUUCAGGACGAUCAAUCGUGGGCUUUUAGCGAAACCGUUCAAAAAAAUUCCAAAAUCACCCAUACGGCCAGCCGGUUCUCAUUUCUAGUGCGAGCUGUCAGUGUGCUCGAGUGUUUGAACGAACUUUAAUAGAGUUACGCUUCAACAUAAUAACGAAUUUACCAUUAUUGUUUUUUGUUAUUUAAUGGUUUCAGUUAUAACGAUGUGUAAUCUUAUAAAGCGUUUCAUAUGCGCGACAUUUUUGAGUACUCCUGCAAGCGAUGUUCAUGAACGAUGAAAACAAACAGCACGUACAAGCGAUUAAAAUUGCAAGAGAGACUACUAAGAAAUAUAAUUCGGUGAAACAUUUACAGAGGCAACAAUUUUCAUUCACGUAGACAGGUAUUAAAGUGUGUCUAAAAAUCCUGAGUCUUUAAGCUUAAGUUAAUUAUGUUUUACUUUAAGCCGGCCUCCCGGUGUUUGCUUUUUUCAAAGAUGAACUCCUCGAAGGUUUCUUUCUACAGCCAAAUUUAUAACUAAAUAUUCUUCAGAACGUUGUCUUUCUAUUUGCGGCGAGAAAAUAUAUCUGAAGGCCUUUUAAGGUGAUUCCCUAGUUUUGCACUGCGCAUCUCUUACUGUGCAUAACAAGAUGGCCGCCGUAAAAAAAGAGCAUGUGAAUUAAUAUUAUUAAUAGGGUUGUCACUAAGAUUUCAAGUUGCCGGGUAAAUACAACAAGUAGGCGGGGAAUCAAAUGGCUAGGGAUUUCUUUUGGUUCUAUUUUUCUUCUAUUUUCCGAUGAAAGUAGCCGGGGGCUACUCUCUUAGUAGCCGGGGAAAAUCCCCGGCCCCCGGCUCUUAAUGACAACCCUGAUUAAAAUGAAGUUGACUGAAGAGAAACGCAAUUGGAAUUUUUGCUUGCUGUUGUUUCUUACCGAGGUGAGACUCAAUGUGUUGGGAAUGUGCAUAACUUAAGCAGUACGCGUGCUGCUGAGUUCAACGUCCUCUCGGAGAACCUCGAUAGUGGAUGUUUAAUUUGUGCUUACUCACUUUGAUUUUCUUUUGGACACUUUCUUUAUCACAUUGUGUCCUAAAUGUGAUAUCUCGAUGUAAAUUCUGUAAAAACGGAUUUUUUAAUACUUUCUUCCCCCUUUCACAUACAUUCUAUUUUGAAACUCGCCCCAGUCCUCUCUCAAAAAUUGGAGAAAAUGCGUUUGGUGCGCACUUUCUGCAGCUCUACCGCAAAAACGAGUACGGUGACCCCCAUUUUUUAUUUCAUGAUUUUAAUAAGGACAGUGCUUCCUUUCGAUGAGAAAAAAAUUGGCACAAAUCUAUGUUCAGUUUUUUGACAAAUAUUUUACUAAAUUGUACGGAUUGAGCCAUCACGGGUCGAAAAGAGCAAAACUCUGUAAGCUUCAGCGCAAGCUGUCAAAAUAAACAACUUUCAAAAUGCUGCAUAAAUUUUCCGCAUUAACUCACCUGUCAAAUUUUGACCAAUCAGAGUAUAAAAAUUGGACGCAGAGCGUGACCAACGCAUGCCCAUGGUAAGAAAAGGUCUUCCCCGCCUGUAUUUUUAAAAAACUGGCUGAAUUUUUGCAUCCGAGGUCAGUUUGAAAUCAAAAUCUUAAUAGUGCGGGGCCGUAGUGACAUAAACACAACAUAUUUCAUAUGAAUCAUUGGAAAAAAUAAACUUGAACCUGCGAUCAUUUGAAACUGGUAAUUUGUCAACGGAUAACUUCAAAAAAAUACUCGACCUCGAUGGGUCGACACUUGAGCCCGCGGUACGGUCAGGUGAUACUGGUCAGCGGAUACCCUGUUUUGACAGCUGUCAAUUGAUCACAACAUUGAUGUGCAAUUAGUUUUCUCUUGGACUCCCAAACUGGCUAGAAAGUGUAAGAGUAAACACUGGUUUCCCUGUGGUGCGGACGGACGGUCGUUUGUUCGGUGUACGGUCAAAUUUUCUGGGAUGGGUAGAUUACCUUAGUUAUGGGGCUCCACCCACGCACGCGCAGCUCCAAUUCUAGAUUCUGCCUGAUCAACCAUCAGUCAUUUUUGUGCGGGUACAACAGGAUUAGGAAGAAAAGUAAUUUUGAAAAAAAACAAUGAGACAAAGUUUCAUGUUCUAAACUUCCAGUUGCCCUUUGUACCUGUAUUGCUCCCACUUGUCUCUCUUGCAAAGUACAUUUGCAUGCAAAGGAGACUGUUGGAAGGACAGUAGAAAGUGGCUUAGUAGUUCACAUCUCCCCUUUCUCUUUUCCAUGGUCCCUUGCACUUUGUCGCAGGAUUCACAUUCACCUUUGUAUAGGCUAAUCUUAACUCACAGAAGCCGUGGCUGGAUUAUAUAAAAUAAAUGCAAAAGUUGAAAGAGCUGAUUAAGUUAGCAAUAUUGAAGGAAAUAUCAGCUAUCAAAAAAUGCGAAAUUGCUGGGUGGCAAAAAAGUUAAUAAGCCAUACAUUCUCUGUAAAAUUUGGAGUUUUGAGAAAAGAAUUUGUCUGAAACUAUUUGGUGUAUUAGGCUGACAAAUUUUCAGAGAUAACUGAAACUCUUAUGCCCUUUCAAUGUUCAGAGUUUUUAUUUUAUUAGCAUCACCAGAUAGUGAUAAGCAUGUGUUAAUGAGGCAAAAAGUGUAAACAAAGAUUUGCCUUUACCUGUCAACUUUUUCUUAGUUGAAUGCAUGAGAUUUGCACCUUUUCCUGAACGGGAUUUCUGAAAAACAUACAAAGAUGUUCUGACAACCUUUGAACACUUCGGAAGCUAUUUAAAAGAUUACAGUUUUGGCGUGUUUUGAUUUUGUUUGGACACAAAGUCAUCAUUCAAUGUCUCUUUGGAACAUUUUUGUGGAAAUUGAAUUGAAUUGAAUUGAAUUUUCACUGUUUAGGGACCGUUCAUAAUUCAUGGGUUUGGGGGAGGCUAUGGGAAUUUGAAGAGGUGGGGGGGGGCAUUAAUUUUCAUCCAAAACAUUUAGGGCGAGCCAUCAAAAUUCAAUUGGUACUCUGUAUAGAGGGGCACUUAAAACUUACUUUGAUAAUCGACCCGGUUUAGGGACUUAUUUUAACAAAUAAACUUUGGGUCCACUCAAAGAAGAUAUUGAUAAAUGCCAAGUGAAAUCUGAGCGCUUUUUAACAUUUAACAGAGUGAAAUUAGGAGACUGAAAUAGGAGAUUGAUGUUUAUAUAAUUAUAAACUCCGAUGAAAUAUCAGUUGAUCUCCCAUGCAAAAAAAUGAUUUCUUCACAUGUGAAAAUAACAUGUUGUCAUGGAUACCCCUCGCAAAUGCAUGCCGUGUUUGGUCCGAAUUUGUUUGUGAUAAUGCUGACACCUUGAAUAAAGAGUUAAAUAUUAUUUGGUAUUUCAUUGAAGAUGAUUAACAGAACAUGUCCACUUGGAGAUACGAAUUUUAUCUUCUCUGUGUGGCCAUGUAAUAAUUAUCCUCUAUUUGUUUGUUACAUUACAUCACAAAGUCUGGCAAAUAUAUUCCCUUAAAACAUGAAAACACCUUCUAGUCAACCUGGAAGACUCUGACACCUGUGGUCAUCGGAGGAAGCUUGUGGCUCUUCAACCACUACUAGUAUUAAUUUUGUUGUAUUGAGCGGCCAAUUGUACCCACUUUCAUCAGAUUCUGAGUCAGAUUCAGAACCUGAUGAGUUAGAGAGAGAGGGAGGGGGGGUCAUGGUAUUUCACCCUUGUCUGCAAGCUCUCAUAGGGGGAGGGGGGCAGGAAAAAAUCCCCAUAGCCCCCCCCCCAACCUAUAAAUUAUGAAUGGUCCCUUAUCAUGUGUUAAAAAACAAUUCGACCAGAUUUGUGAGUAGAGCAAGAGAAAUUGUCCCUGAUGCAUGAGACUCACAAAUAAUACAUGAGAGUUGGCAGGUAUACCUUUGUUAGCAACCAACUAAAAAAUAGAAUAAAAAGCGUGAGGAGGUGGCACCCUUUGUACAGUCUGAUAAAAAUAAUUUACUUUGGACAUAUUUCAUUGAAUGCAUAUCAAGUAAGUGUUUUCCUUGUUUAAAUCUUAUUUUUCAACCUUCUUUGAACAGCUGGUGUGCUGACAACAGCAGAGAAAAUGAGCAUUUUAAACCGGACCUCUAGAGCUUUGGCCAAUCUUGCUGAAGAUGAGCUUAGUGUGCUUGUUAUGGAAGAGCUAGGAGUUAUUCCUGCACUUUUGAAGCUGCUGAUAAAGACUUCUGACAGUGACUGCCAAGUGUCAGUGUUACGAGCAGUAAGAAUGGUCUGCACAACUGCAAAAAGAAAACGAGCUGUUUUGGAUUUGGAUGCCAUGAAGACCAUUGUGGACCUUCUUAAGUCCAACAAACCUUCUGUGGUGAACUGCUGUAUCAGAACUUUGGCUGAACUCACUAAAGGUUGCAGCAAGGAAAUUGCUCAGCAAGUACAAGAAUAUGGUGGUGUUAAAAUCAUUGUUGAUCUGUCCAACAGUGAUAAUGGGCAAGUGAGGCAUUCAGCUCUCUUGAUGCUGGCAAACUUAUCUUUCCAUUCGCAAGUGCGUGUUUGUAUCGGAAGCGAAGGGGGGAUCGAAGCACUAACUGAGCAGCUUAAACGAGAAGAGCCAGGUCAUGUCACUGCCAAGGUGAUUGAAGGAAUUUGUCUUUGUUGCAGAGAGGCUAUUAAUCGCAGAAGAGUGUGUGAAUCUGGCGCACUAGAACUCCUUCUGAAGAUCUUGUCUUCAGGGAAGAUGACAUUGUCUCUGGAGAAAAAGAUUGUAAAUGCCUUUACCUGGUUUUAUUAUUGUGAGCCAGCCUUGGAAACUCUCAUAAAUGCAGAUCUUGUUCCAAUUCUUCUGCGUCACUUUAAGAGGAUUCUAUCUCACUUGCCAUCAAAGAAUGAGUUAGAAGAUCAUCAUGAUGAUUUUUCUGACCCGUUGUCUUUCACUUCAGACAUUUCGUCAGACUCCCCAAGAGCAGCCAGCAUUAAAGAAACAUUUUUCGAUGCAAGUGCAGAGAAUAUGGAUGAAAGUUUCUUGAAAAGACUUGAGGAGACAGCAAGGGAGAUCCAUAUUUCAGACUCUAAAGCAAGUGGCAGACUUUCAAAUUUUAAGAGAAGAAUGAAACUAAAGCCAUCACCCAUUCCUACUACCCCUCCCCCUGGCUUGUGCACUGUAGGAUCUGGAAAGUCUGUAUUCAGUUUUGCGUCAAGACAGACAGACACAACAUCACUGGUGUCUGUGUGUACGUCAUCUUGUAGUAUAUCAUCUCUGGCAUCAUCUGGUAACAGUACAAAUUUGUUGAUGUCUAGUUAUCCCAGUGUAUUGUCGUCAAGCCAAAUAAUGUCGCCAUCACAAAACAAAUCCUUCUCAAGCAAUAGCACUGGUGAGCAAUCAAAGGAUCCUUUUAUUGUGCAAAUUGAAAAGGAAAACACAAGUAUUGAAUCAAAAUAUUCAUUGAUGAUGCCUGGCAAAAGUGCAGUCACUAAGACUCCUAACUUUAUGACAAAUGGAAGUUUUGCUCAGCCCCCAUCACCAAGGACACAUGGAGGAAGUCAUCACCAUCGUAGCCCUGGUUACAGCACUUUGUUAUUGUUAUUUCGCAUUUCCCACAUGGCUGAUCCUAGUUCUCUUCUGGUGAACAGACCAUGUAUUCAAGCUUUGUUGCAUUACCUUCAUGUAGUGGACAAUACUGGUCCUAAGUGUGCACGUGUUCUUAGCUGUUUGGUGUCAAAUCCAUUGUGUUUUAAGGCCUUAGUUGUGAAUGGAGCUGUUGUAGCAUUUCACCAUGAGCUGUGCUGCAUGUAUUAUGAAAACCAAGAAACUGCAGCAGCAGUGACCGAGAACACAGGAGCAAACCAGGAUACUCGAGUUUCUGAUCAUGUAUUAUGCGACAGCCAUAGCUCUUGCACAAACUUGCUUGACCUCAGACAUGAAUGCAGUACUUCUGAACAACACAAAGCUUCUGAACCUGAUGAUUGUCAAUCAUACCAUUGUGCAUCUUCUGCUACCCAAAGCUACUGUCAAGAAACUGGGAAACAGUUACUGGAGGUUUGUUCAAGCCAAGCGGAAACUCCAUUUGGAAAAGGUGUCCUUGAAAAUUUGCUUCUUAAAGGAUCAAAUGAAGAGUGCAAAGAGUGUGUGUUGGCCUUGCCUCUCUUAUGCAGGUAACAAGACUAUUCAGGGUGUAAAGAAAGUCAGUUUUACAGCUUGCCAUUCAGUCAAGCUGUACCUACAGUAGCUUGUACACCUAAGCCAAAAAGUCACAAGGCUGUGCUGUAAGAAAAAUUGAAGGGAGCUCAGUGCUCUUAAUCUGUGAAUUCCAGGGUACUGCCCAGCACAUGGAUUCUAUGAAAAAUCUAAGACUUUUAGUUGCCUGGAAGCAAAAGUUUAGGUGCCAGGAGCCACUGGGCAUUGCUAGAGCACAGCCUUGAGUCAUUUCAGUUAGCCCCCAAAAGAGAUUUUUUUAUGAGCACCGAUUUAAUACAGUUCCUCUGUAAUUUGAACUUCCCAACUUGCCCAUUGGGCAAGUUAAGAAGAGGAUUCACUGGCCCAAUAGCAAAUCUACUAGCCCCAGGCUAUUGGACACCACAUGUACUUUCUUUGCACUCUGCUAAUAGGUCUCCCUGAUGCUAGCACAUCAUUCCUUUGACUUAUGAUCCUGAUACCACAACCUACUACAGUGUUUUAAUAUAAGAGAAGUCCUCCUACAGCUACCAUAGGACAUCCCUCCAACAAUUACCUUUAAACCCUUUUAAUGCAAGAAAACCCCUUGAAGUCCCAAAAUGCAAUUUACAGUAUUGGAGAUCCCUUUCCACAAUGAUCCCAAAUGACAAUUAUUUUCAUUUUUAUUUUUUUUAGGAAAAUUAUUUUCAUUUGGCAGACUCUUGUCACAGCUAGAUGUGAUGAUACCAUCUUAUUAUUAUGGGGACAGCUCCUUUCCAAUAUGAUCACAUUCAGAUUUGAUUUGGAAACCCCUUGGCACCCCCUCCGACAGUAGCCUCCCUGCAGACGUCCUUUGGGGUUCGUUUGUCACGCAUUCAUUACCCCAAAGGACGUCUGCGGGGAGGCUACUCCGACAGCUACUAUGACCCUGCCAUUUCAAUAUAGGAUGCCUGUUUGGCCCAAUCACUCUUACAGUUAAUUAUUAAUUUUUUUAUAUGGGAGACUCAAUGUCAUAGUUAUCCCCCUACCAUUCCAUUACGAGGGCUCCCUUGAUCCCUUAUUUUACUAUUUCAAUAAAUUAUGAGAUGCUUUGUUUUCUCUAACCACUCUAUCGGCUAAUUAUCUUGAUAUGGGAGACAGACACUCAAGGCCAUGGUUAUCCCUGUCAUUUCCGUCCUUUAUCUUACCAUCUCAAUAGGCCAGUUUCAAAUUAUCAAAAUUCAUACUUUUUUCCAAGGCUGAGGGCAAUAAAACAAAAGAAAUGAAUUUUUGAUCCCUGAAUCUCAAUGCAGUUGCUUUUGUUUUAUACUUCUUAACCUUGCAGCCAUGAGAAAAUUUUAACAAUUCAAAACUACCGGUAGCCUAUAAGAACUCCCUUCCCUCUAAUCUCUAGGGUAAAAAUGAUGAGUAGAUAAUGCAGUUUGAGGCGGGUGACUACGUUAAUUCAAGUUCAUAAAGUCAUGUGCAUGUAUUUGAAUUUCACCAUUUUAUAGUUACAGUUAUUGUUGACUCCUUUUCAGGACCAAGAAACUGAAACAGCAGAUGCUUGUGGAAAGGAAAGGAUUGUUGAAGUUUUGUGAUCUGCUUAUGUCAGCUCAUGCAAACAGUGAGACCUUCACAACUGCUAUAGAAGCUUUGAUAGUUCUGGCAAAUGAUUUACAUGUAACUUUCCCAGUUGAUACUGAAGCAAGUCUUUCCAGAAGAUCAAGUGAAUCUUCUGUCUGCAAGGAUUCAGCCAAACCACAUGGAUCAGUUCAUUGUGAUGGAAACGUGGGCAAAUUGCAUGAACUCAAGUAUAUGAAAAAAGAUCCCAGUUGUUUAGUUAAACAGAAAUGUGUCGCUGAUUUCCACAACAGCAUGUCAUGUUUUUAUGAGGAGAAAUCCCUUGUUUCUUGUGAUUUGAACUUCCAGAUGGAUGAUGGAACGAUAAUCAGCGCUCACAAGCAAGUAAUGGAAAUGGCAUCUAAUUAUUUCACAGCGAUGUUAUCAUAUCGUUAUUUGGAGUCUACACAGGCUGUUAUACAGAUUUCUGAUGUUUCUCCAAAUGUCUUUGAAUUUGCCUUGCAUCACAUAUAUGGCUGUACAAUUGCUUCUAGCAAACAACCUGCGGAAGCUUCUUCCUCUGUUUCACGCUGUCAAGUGUUGAAAAGAAAUGUCAGUCAACUUCAAACUGCAAACACUAGACUAGAAUUCCUUUUACAGCUCCUAGCCUUCUCAGACAGAUUCAUGCUGGACAGUUUGAGAACAGUCUGUGAGCAGUUUCUCAUUAACUUAAUUGACACUAGCAGUGUUGUGCAAAUUUGCAACCUCGGUCUUCGCUUGAAUUCACCACAGCUAUGCACACAUUGCUUAUGUUACCUUCUUCAGGUGAAGGUAUCAGAUCUUUCUAGCAGAAUGCAUUUGUUCAAGGAACUCUUUUUGUGCAGUGACAAGAAAGAUAUUGUGCAACAGUUGUAUCAACUUCUUCUGUUACACUUAAAUAAUAUAAAGCCGUAAAGACGCAAGUAGUAUAUAGUAGUGUGCAGUGGAGGAAUUUUUCUUGGGCGUUCAAAUGUUUCAGCUUAGGAAUACACAACUGCUGUGUUGAAUUCUGGAAAAGUUGUGGAGUUGGGUAGCCUGUGACACACAUAACUAAAGCUUGGGUUAAAGUCCAUCUGCGAGCCAGGGCCAAAAUCCUUGUUCUGAGCCUCCACCUGUAUACCAGGAUUCGUAUAUAUGCACCAUGAUUGGCCUGUUUAAAAAGCCAUUGUCGAUUUGCCAUUUAGGUUGAAGGGAAAUUCAAAAUGCACUUUUAGUACAAUUUACUCAUUAAGUCCAUUUGGAGCCCAGAAAAAGGAUUUGGUGCUGCUUCACAGCUGUUACUAGGUGGGGCUCGAUCACGUCUGUGACACAGGCUAAGAGUUGCGGUGAGU